GAUGCCAAUUGGCAUUUGGCAGCACUGCAUAUAAGACUGACCGUUCGAGGCUCCAAGAUCAGUCUCUGUUGUUUCCUUGCAAAAGAUUGACUUUUGAAGUCCUGAUUUGAGUUUCGAAGAUGAGCGAUGAUCUGAUUGAUAAGGUGAGCGCCUUAGGUGAGCGCCUAAAGAUCGGUGGGGCUGAGAUGGGCCGGAAGAUGUCAGCAGGUGUGAGCUCUAUGAGUUCAAAGAUGAAGGAGUUCUUCCAAGGCCAGAACCAAGAAGCUAAGAUUGUGGAGGAAGCCACUGCAGAGGCUUUGGAUGCACCUGACUGGGCUGCCAACCUUGACAUCUGCGACAUGAUCAACAGUGAAAAGGUCAAUAGUGUGGAAGUCAUCAGGGCCAUUAAGAACCGUAUUAUGUUGAAGAACCAUAGGGUCCAAUAUCUUGCUCUGGUCCUCCUCGAGACGUGUGUAAAGAACUGUGAGAAGGCCUUCUCCGAGGUUGCUGCUGAGAGGGUCCUUGAUGAGAUGGUCAAAUUGAUUGAUGAUCAUCAGACUAUAGUGAACAAUCGGAAUAAGGCCCUUGUACUUAUUGAAUCAUGGGGAGAGUCUGGUGAUGAGCUUCGAUAUCUGCCAGUCUAUGAAGAGACCUACAAGAGUUUGAAAUCGAGGGGCAUUCGAUUUCCUGGACGUGACAAUGAGAGUUUGGCUCCAAUCUUUACCCCACCUCGCUCAGUUUCAGAGACACAAUCACAUGAUAAUGAAUUUGGGUUUGAGCAUGCUCAUCAUGAAGCUCCCAUUCAAAGUUUUUCUGUUGAACAAAUAAAGGAAGCAUUUGAUGUCUCUCGAAACAGUGUUGAGCUUCUUUCAACAGUUUUAUCUUCAUCUCCCACACAAGAUGCAUUGCAGGAUGAGUUGACUACUACGCUUGUUCAACAAUGCCACCAAAGUCAGACGACCAUCCAGCGGAUCAUAGAGACUGCCAACGAUGAAGCACUGCUCUUCGAGGCCUUGAAUGUGAAUGACGAACUCCAAAAGGCCCUUUCCAAGUAUGAGCAACUGAAGAAGCCACUGGUGGUGCAAUCUGAACCUGCUCCUGCAAUGAUACCUGUAGCUGUCGAGCCCGAAGAUUCUCCUCAGUUCGGGAAGGAAGACGCCCUCAUCAGGAAACCAGCGGGAUCUCGAGCAAGGUCCAGUGGAGACGACGACAUGAUGGAUGAUCUCGAUGAGAUGAUCUUCGGUAAGAAACAAGGCGAUACAUCAUCCCAAGGCCAAGAAUCAAAGAAGCCACACCAGAAUGAUGAUUUGAUAAAAUUUUAAUGCCCUGAUUUCUUAAGAACAUAUUUCAUCAGAGAAAAGAUUCACCUUGUUUUCAUCUCUAUUAUUUUUCUUCUGACUUGAUAUUUGAAAGAUUAAAAGAAAAAAACAUUUGUUAAUGUAAAGUUUAUGUGUGGAAUUCUUCUUGAA
Messenger RNA from Dioscorea cayenensis subsp. rotundata (Guinea yam), 1448 nucleotides. RefSeq names its product TOM1-like protein 1. The record is from RefSeq and is a predicted model, not a curated record. Gene Ontology annotation, molecular function: ubiquitin binding; phosphatidylinositol binding. Gene Ontology annotation, biological process: protein transport to vacuole involved in ubiquitin-dependent protein catabolic process via the multivesicular body sorting pathway. NCBI's taxonomy places the organism in Eukaryota, Viridiplantae, Streptophyta, Magnoliopsida, Dioscoreales, Dioscoreaceae. The transcript has 4 exons. The coding region runs from base 120 to 1301 and encodes 393 amino acids.